This is a messenger RNA of Ceraceosorus bombacis, 1016 nucleotides long. NCBI's taxonomy places the organism in Eukaryota, Fungi, Basidiomycota, Exobasidiomycetes, Ceraceosorales, Ceraceosoraceae. The record is from the annotation of a GenBank genome assembly.
AUGGUCGCAUCAACUCCAUCCACCUCACGCCACGACAAACCGCCUCCUGGUCCCUGCCCAGCUUGCAACAGCACCACCUGGCACUGGCUAGUAGCUUGCCCCGACGCCGCAGCUGUGAAGCGCUACCAGGAUCAGAAAUCCUCAACCAGACGACCUCCAAAGCUGAACAGACCACGAGCCAACCUGGCCAGCGUGUCAGUACACCUGCUGCGCGGCACAACCUCUGGAAGCCACAGCGACAGCUCAGCGUUACCCUCCCCUUCUGGAGACUUUGACUACGCCUAUGGAUGGACAGCACUGGCAGAAACCGUAGUAGGUCUGUCAGCAGUUGGUCGCGGCACAGAUUGGUACCUAGAUGGAGGUGCGACUCAACACAUGACCGGCACCUAUCACCACAUGGCACAAGGAACACCUUGCUCGACACUCAUCCAGGGCAUUGGUGCUCAAGUCCAAGCGACACACAGAGGUAAGGUCCCGCUCACCAUUGACAAGGAUGGCGCUGCCGUAGGGGUGCUUCUGCAUGAUGUGCUCUAUGCACCCGAGCUUCACAUCAAUCUGAUAUCUGUGCCUCAGCUCAACCUGCGUGGCAUUCAGGUCCUACAAGACAUCCCGCUCUCGACACUCAUUGACAAGGUCACCAAAGAGGUUGUAGGGUAUGUGGACUACGUCAACGGGCAGUACAAGCUACGUCUGCUGCCCAAUGUGUUGGAGCCACCCACGUGGGCUUUUGUAGGUGCCUCAAACUCAGCCCAAUCCCUUGUGCGCUGGCACAACCGACUCAACCAUGUCAAUGCCGACGACAUCGUGCGUCUGAUGAAGCACGGGCACCUCAUCCUCACCGACCAGCACAAAGAAGUGUGUGACACUUGCUUUGCCGCCAAACAACAUCGUCGCUCUUUCCCACCAAGAGGGGAUGUGGCUGCUACACGCCCACUGGAGCUGGUCCACUCCGACAUCCUAGGGGUUGGCCUCCAAUCUUACCACGGCAAGCACUACAUCUGCACAUUCGUCGAUGA